Mobula hypostoma (lesser devil ray) is the source of this 1862-nucleotide messenger RNA. RefSeq names its product interleukin-27 subunit beta-like. Gene Ontology annotation, molecular function: cytokine receptor activity; protein binding. The record is from RefSeq and is a predicted model, not a curated record. The coding region runs from base 129 to 1052 and encodes 307 amino acids. Gene Ontology annotation, cellular component: membrane. The transcript is spliced from 8 exons. NCBI's taxonomy places the organism in Eukaryota, Metazoa, Chordata, Chondrichthyes, Myliobatiformes, Myliobatidae.
AGCAAACCUUCCCUGAAAGAAAAUUUCUCCCAAUUGGCUUUCUCAAGGAUCCAUUUCCCACCUGUAUUCUCUGUGACCAAUGAGGCAGAAAUAUUUAUCUUGCACCAGAUUGGGUUUCCAAACUGUACAUGGAGCUACUGGUCAUCCUUGGUGCUUUGGUGGUGCUGCUUACUACCAGUGGUACAACUGAGGGUCAACACAUCCUGCCUGGUGUUGUCACACAUUAUGGGGAGAUUGGGAGGAACAUCACUCUGAGUUGCAACACCUCGUCCAGUGGAUUCACAGAGUGGAGGUUGAAUGACUCGCAAAUCAUGGAGACUCCAAACAUGAGACUAACAGGAAAGGAUCUCACCAUCUUCAAUGCUGAUCCAUCCAAGGAAGGACAGUACAGCUGCCACAGCCCAGAGACAGGCAGCACUUACUCAAGAGUCUCUUUACUGUUGGGAUAUGCCCCAGGAAAGCCACAGCUUCUCUGCCUCUCAGUGAGCUACCCAUUGAACGUGACCUGUUUCUGGAAGCUGGAAAAAGCAACCAACCUUCCUACUGAGAUUAAAAUCAUAUUCAGUUAUGAAACAGAACUUGUCAAAGCCUGCUUGAGCACAGAGACACUGCAGGGCAGUUGUACGAUCAAGGACAUCAAACUUUUCUCAAAGGUUCCCUACAAGGUGAUGGUGACAGCAGGAAAUCCCCUGGGAUCCCGAUACACCAUGAAAGAAUUCACUGUGGAGAAGAUAAUUAAACCGGACCCGCCGACUGAAGUCAGUCUUUCUCCAAUAGCAAAUCAGCAGAAGAAACUGCUGCUACAGUGGAAACCUCCUGCAACCUGGCCCAAUCCCCAGCUCUUCCUGCUGAAGUACAUCAUAAAAUACUGGAAAGCAGGAUCCAACACACCCAGAAUGAUUGAGAUCGGCAAUCAAACCACCUACACCUUGAGCGGCUUGCGAUCCAGAGCCUUGUAUUAUGCAGCAGUUGCAGCAAAGGAUUUUAUCGACAAUGGCCAGCGCAGUGAGUGGAGCCCGACUGUUUCUGCACAGCUGUGGUCCAAAGGGUGAUGUGGCUUUCUCCCGAUCUGUUUAUUCCUGCUGGUAACUUGUUUAUAAUCACACCUAUAGCCUGGAGGAGCAGCUGUGCAGGCCUGCAGCAUUUACGUAAGAGUAAUUACCAAGUAAGGCAUAGUCCACACUUGUUGGAGCAUCUCUUUUUUUGUAUAAUAAACUUGUCAAUAUCCCAAUAUUGUUACCAUGAGUGAUGUGUUUGUGAAGAAUCCUUAUUCAUUCCACAAAAGCUCAGCCAGGGGAUGUAAUCGUGAAGUUUAGUGCACUCUGUCCUUCACAAACAUCAGGACCUUCUAUUUCACAAAUAAGGGUACUCCUGUAAAGAUUCUGUCCAACCUGUGGCUCAGUUAAUGCAGUCUGGCCAGUUUCGAAACCUUGCUGUUAUCAAAUUGUAAGCUUAAUGGUCAUUUUGCAUUAUUUGUUCACACUCUAUCAAAGAGAAUUUAUUUGUUCUACCCAUUCCUUUUCCCCCAUCAUCCCAAUUUCUGAACACCCACCUACUUACACUCUUUCCCAGUUCUGAAACGGCCCAAUGCUGACAAGUCAACUGUUUUUCUUUCUGCAGAGGCUGCUCCACUGCCGAGUUUCCAACAUUUUCGACUUCCAUUUGAAAGAGCACCUAUUUCAGUGCUGCCCGCUCAUAUUAAGCUAUCAAUCCAAAAAUAAAUUGUUUAUUCCCAGUUUCUAAUUCAGUGGAUUCUAGUUAAUUGGGCCAUCUGUUAAUUGUGGUAGCUGCUUAUUUGGGACAACUCUUGAAGAACACAAACUAAUCAAGAAAAUAGAUGGAAAAUGCUGGUGAAUGCAGUA